AAAGGGGCGGACGAGAUCUAAUGCAGCCUAUUUUAAAAAUGUGUUUCACUUAACCAACCUUGAGAAAACAAACCACUAAUGACGGCUUGUCAUUUCGCUAAAGCAAUGCAUAUUUGCUAGAUGAAGAACGCGGCAUGCGCUUAUGUGCGCGCAUAGGUGAUCGAAACGCGUUGCAUCAUGCCAGCUAAAGAUCCUCUCAUCGAAAAACUUAAAGUGUGCAUUUUGAAUUUGAAGUCUGAGGGUACCGUGACUGACUCCAGCCCACACCUGGUGUCCUGCUGUGAACUUCUGGAGCUUAUACUGCGAAAAGGACUACAGCAGCCUGUCUUAAGCUUGGCACAUAGAGAUUACUGGCAGUGUUUUGAGCAGCUUUUACAGCACGACACAUGUGGUCGGUUGAGUUCAGUCUCUUUGUCAGUGCAACAGACCGAAGCCUGCACCAAGAUUAUUACAUCUCAGGGCAGAGGACGCUUCUUCAUACGGCUGAUGCUCAUGAGGAGAACACUGGGAAGUGUAGUAAAACAUCUACUUCACACAAAUAGAGUAAUCGAGUGGUACAGUCCUAACAUUGCUAUACUGAGAAAUGAGGAGUUUGUUGAAUCCUUUGUCUCACUGUCAAUGGUGUUGUCAGAAAUGGAGUUUAAGCUCAAUAUUGAGAACUGCAGCUUCCUGGAUGAAAGCUGGCAGCUUCCGGUGUGUCAAAUCUACGAAGCUGUUCCAUGUCAGGAGUUGGGAAUGGUGCUCAGGUACCUCGAUGGACGUGUUUUUGUGCUCGACCUGCUGAAGGGCAGUCAGGCGCAGGCGGACAUGUUUGCCGAGCCUGGUGACAUCAUUGAUGAAGUCAAUGGAAUAUCUCUGAGGAAUGCCAGCAACGGACAGGCAGGUGUGGUUUUUUCUAAGGUGAAGGGUCAGCCUCUUUCUAUCCGGUUGAUACGAUGGAGAUGGGACGAUGGGUCCAUCUAUCAGCCUCUGAUGAAGCACUUAAGACAACUUAAAGAGGAAAACCCAUUGCUUCAGUUUGGCCCAAAAUCAACAUCUCAGAGAACCGUGGGUCAGAAGAGAGGGCAGACAGACUGUGUAAAAGAUGGCAGGAUCCUGUAUGCUGUGCGGUUCUUAGGAAAAGCAAACAUAGGAAUGUCUGGAGGUAAGGAGGUUUUGCAGCAAGCCAUUGCAAUAGUCCUGGGGUCCAAACAGGCUAAAAAGGAAGCACUGCUGGAUAUAAAGGAGACUCAAAUUACCUGCACAGAUAAGACCAAUCAGCAGAAGCUGUUUCAGCACCAUUUCCCAAAAAUAUCAUGUGUUGGGAGGUUUGGAAGGCAACCUGAUUUAACCAUUUUUGCUUUCUGUGCAUUAGAUACAUCACAAACAGAAAAGCCAAAAGAUUUCUGUUGUGUGGUCCUUCAGGCUGCUUCAAGUGUUGAGUGUCAGGAGAUUGUUAGCCGUAUUGCUGCUGGGUUUAAAAAUACAGAAUGGUUUGUAUGAGAAACCUCAACACUUUAAUAGAUUAAUGUUUUUUUUUUGUUGAGCUUACAUGUGUUUAUAAAGACAAUGUGUUUAUUUGUUUGUAUUAACCAAUAUGAAAUUUGAAUAUUUUAAAACUGUAAUAUCUGUAUCUGUGCAAUGCUAUUUUGGUAGAAAUACAUAAAACAGAAUCUG
This is a messenger RNA of Paramisgurnus dabryanus, 1656 nucleotides long. RefSeq lists its product as uncharacterized. The record is from RefSeq and is a predicted model, not a curated record. NCBI's taxonomy places the organism in Eukaryota, Metazoa, Chordata, Actinopteri, Cypriniformes, Cobitidae. Gene Ontology annotation, molecular function: protein binding.